Molecule: messenger RNA, 2169 nt
Organism: Symbiodinium sp. CCMP2592
Lineage: Eukaryota; Dinophyceae; Suessiales; Symbiodiniaceae
Source: the annotation of a GenBank genome assembly
GACGUGGCCUUCAGGCCCGGGCAUCCAGACUGCUGGCAGGAGGAGGGCUUCACCUUCAACCGCUGCUGCUUCGCUGUGGAGAACCAAUCCUUGCGCGCUCGGCGCAAGGUCAGGCGGCGUGGAGAGCCCAGCUGCUGGCAGAAUGGCGGCCGGACCUUUGACAGAUGCUGCGGCUCGCAGGCGCUGGUUGCGCAGGCCAGCCCCCCGCCUUCGCAGUAUGGCUUCCGGGCGGUGGUGGCUGUGACCACGAUGCCGCAGAGGGUCCACGACCUGAAGGAGGUGCUGAAGUCCUUGGUCCGUCAGUCGAGGAAGCCCGAUGCAGUGUACCUCUCGGUGCCUUACUUCUUCGCGCGCAGCUGGUCCUCGUACAAUCAUCCCUGGUGGUACGAGUUUCUGGAUCCCAUCGUGCACGUGCUGCGCUGCGAGCAAGACUUCCGCAGUAACACGGGCUUGCUUUGCAUCCUGCAGUACGAGCUGGACCCAGACACCCGUAUUCUCAUGGUGGAUGACGAUCAGAUCUACCAUCCACUGCUGCUCCAACAGCUGCUGUCCAUCAGCGCCGAUAUACCAGGAUCCAUGAUUGGGGCGGGCAGCUACCACCGGCCCGGCAUCGCCUGCUUCAAGCACAACAGCCGUGGCAUGUGCGCCGUUCCGAACCUGAUCCAUACGACCUAUGGCAUCCUGUACCAACGUCGUUUUUUCGAUCAUGGGAUUUUCAACUUCGCAGCGGCCGUGCGUGCGCUGCAACGUGCGCUGCCAUCCAAAGGCCCUUCUGCCGACUACGUCCUCGCAUCGUGCAUGAUCGAGGACAAUGUCUGGUGGGAGUCACAUUUGGCUCGCAAAGGCAUCCCACGAGUGUUCCUGGAGACGCAGCUGGGUGCGAAGACCGUGGCGGACCUGGCCUUCGGGGCUGGAGCGCUCACAAGCUCCGAGGACAAGACUGGAUUCCACUACUACCACUUCGACCGCCAGGAUCCGCACAGCACCGCGGCGGCCCUGGACACGUGCACCGAUGCCCUGGCGGCCCUUUGGGGUCCCUCGCUCUGGCCAGCAAGGAGGGUUCGGGCGGCACUGGUCGGCAAUGCGGUGUUGGAGGAGCUCAGCCGCCAUGUCGCGCUUGUGAGUUGGUGGGAGGCGGACCACUACUACCUCUUCGCCUGCACCGGCCGAGCCUUUCAGCACUGGCGCCGAGACCUGCGCCGCCACGGCGGGCUCGAGGUGCAGUUGCACUACCUGCACGCGCUGUCGCCUCAGAUGGUCGACCUCGAUGCGGAGCGCUCCGCAAAUUUUUCGUCCGAGCCCUUCGACCACGAGGCCUUCCUCCCAGCUCCUUUGAGCUUCAAGGCUUCUGCAAACGAACUUCCUCACAAUGCCAUCCUCCACGCGCCUCCGCAUGCUCCGGGUCGGCCCGCUGCGGGCAGCAGGCGCCCGCUGGUUGAUGUCGUGGAGUUCUGUGCGGCGUCUGCGGCGGCGCCGGCGAAGAGAGCACCGGAGCUUCCGCCCUGCGGGAACUUCCAGGCGUGGAUCCUGAAGGCGACCUGCUGGGGAGGAGGCGACCCGCGCGAGCGAACGGAGCUGAUCGGGGCAGACGGCUAUGCCGGCGUGGCAUGCUGGAGCCCUGCACACAACUUCUGCUUCUCUGCAUUGCUGCCGAGGAACCGCACCUGGCAGUUGCGCGGCCAGACCAUCGGCAACUGCUUCUCGAGCUCGGCGACCUUCUACCAUGCAAGGCACAUCUGUCAAGCGCUCAACGCCACGCUGCCGACGUCCCAGCAGAUCGUUGGCUGCUGCUCCAUCGGCUGCUACGGUCUGUCUCGCGUUUGGCUGAACUCCGAGGUGCCGGAGUGCUACCAGGAAUAUGACUCUCCUCCGCCAGUGCUGCCGUUUGCGCCGGAGGAGGAGCCCAUCGGCGUCCCGACGAAGGUGCCCGACCGGCGAGCUCAAGAGGAGCUCGCCCGGGCUUUCCUUCGGAAGCACGAGGAAGCGCAAAGCACCGAGAUCGACUGGGAUCCCCCUCUGCAGGUGCCGGAAGACAAUGGAAAAAGACCAGCAGUUUGCGGGAGCGUUUGCUCGAUGCGGCGGUUUAGGGCCGUAGUGAUUUGUGCUUUUGGGUUUGUGGAUUUAGUUCGUGGAGCUUUCCCGCUUGGUGUUUUAGGCUUUCGGGGUUAG